This is a messenger RNA of Aspergillus oryzae RIB40, 837 nucleotides long. Its product is annotated as putative integral ER membrane protein Scs2. Lineage: Eukaryota; Fungi; Ascomycota; Eurotiomycetes; Eurotiales; Aspergillaceae. Gene Ontology annotation, cellular component: plasma membrane; endoplasmic reticulum membrane. The coding region runs from base 1 to 837 and encodes 278 amino acids. Gene Ontology annotation, molecular function: FFAT motif binding. The record is from RefSeq and is a predicted model, not a curated record. The transcript is spliced from 7 exons. Gene Ontology annotation, biological process: endoplasmic reticulum membrane organization.
AUGUCUAUCAUGCUCGAGCCGCCCGAGUUGGCCUUCAAGCUCUGCCAGAUCCUACAUCUCAAUAAUGAAAAUCAGGAGCCUGUUGUUUUCAAGGUUAAAACGACCGCCCCGAAACACUACUGUGUCCGCCCCAACUCGGGACGGAUAGAACCCGGAAAGAGCGUUGAUGUCCAAGUGUUGCUACAGGCCAUGAAAGACGAGCCUGCCCCAGAUGCCAAAUGCAAGGACAAGUUCCUCGUCCAAACUGUCGCGGUAACUCGUGAUAUGGAGUUUGCAAACGUCACUUCUAUCUUUGAAAAGGCUUCCAAGGCUUCAAUCCAGGAGCGCAAGAUCCGCGUGAACUGGUUAUCUGCCGAGGACUCCCCAGCCGCCGAGCAGGGAGAUACAAACGGUGUUAAUGUGCCGGAUGAUGAACCCCCUGCCUAUACUUCUCCCGCUGCAAACUUUCAGACCCCUGCUGUAGGAGCUGCCAGCAAAGUCGCCAACGACACGUCACCAAUCCCACCGCCAGAUUUCAGCGAUAAGCGGGACAUCGCUACCCCACAGACGAAUGAAUCCAAGAUCUCCUCUGCUAAGGCAGCCAUUGCAAGCGCUAUUCCAACCUCGGGUGAAGACCUAAGUGCACAGCUUGCCGAGGCUAAGGCGCAGAUUCAGAAUCUGAAAGACAGGCUGGCAGACCAGGGCUUGAGGCAAAGGAAGAUCGGCGGCGAGACCGAAAAAUCAGCUGCGCCGGCGUUGCAACAACAGCACGCUCAAUCCGUCGAGGCCGGAGUACCGGUGCAAAUGGUGGCUGGUUUGUGCCUGCUAAGUUUCUUGAUUGCGUACUUUUUCUUCUAG